AUGGCUCAGUCUGUGAGGAGGCCUGAGAUUUUAGGAGCCGCCGACAACGAGCCCAACAGGGACAAGAGCAGGAGCAGCUACUUUGGCAACGUCAAGAGCAGGCUGGGUUCCAAGCUUCCUCCUGGCGUCUCUCAGCCCCCGCAGUUCGCUAAGCGUCCCUGGGAGACCCAGCCCCAGGCCCGAGUGAUGCAGGAGGCCAUAGUACGAGGCCAGCGUCAGCACCAGCCCAUUGCGGGCAGGCCUCUCAACCAUAUCCCCCACAUCAGAAACCCCAAGCUGCGGCAGUACUACCUGCAAGGGACCUCAUGGGAUCUAAACAAUCCUGCAGUGAAGCAACAACACAUGGCUGAACUGUCAGAUGACAGCAGAAGCAGCAGGGGUCUCCAUGGUGACACCGUGUUCAGCAUCUCAUCUCAGUUCAGCAGCAACAGUUCAUCCUCUGCAGAUUCUAAAGUAUCCUCUGCAUCUGCUGCCCUAAUAGCCAGAGAGGGGAGAAACACAAACUCCCCCGCGGACCGAGGAUCGUCCACACCAGAGCUGGACUCAGGCUCCGGACCUAAGGAGAAGCCACAGGGGGAGACGGACGGACACUGUUUGGAUCCACUCCCUGCUCCACCACUCUCCCCCUCCCCAGAGGCAGAAUAUGACAAACUACUGGAUGUGGAGGCGGUACCGCUGCCUGAUGGACAGCUCUGCUUAUUGGCUCUCCCACCAGAGUGCUGUCAGGGGGAGGGACCGGGGGCCACGCCCUAUCUCAAACUUUUCUGCCGCUACAUCACUGAUCGCAAGGGUGUCGUUUCUGGGAUCCUGCUGGUGACUGCUAAUAAGAUCUUCUUUGACCCGUGUAAGACUCUCCCUCUGGUGAAGGAACACGGCUGUGAGGAGUACCUCCUGUCGUGUUCGGUCGACAAUCUGGCAUCCGUCUCCUUCUUCUCUGACAUCUCACACGUUCACUUCAAUGCCUCCCAGCAGAGGAGAAAAGGAAAGACAUUUUUCCAGAAAUUGAAAUCUACCAAAAGCCAGGCAGGCAGCAACCCAAACCAAAAGGGGGAGUCGGUUCCAGCUCUGGUGUCUACCGCGUCUUCAGAAUUCUCAAGUCUGGCUCUGAGCCUGACCAAAGAGGUUUCUGGAGAUGAGGAUGCCAAGAGCAGAGACAUGGCAGAGGAGCUGGAGCGCUGCCCGCUGGAGCUGCUGUCUGAGGCGUCAGCCGGUGGCCUGGGAGUGGGGGUCCUGAGCAGCGACCCCUCCUUCUGCUGUGGAGGUCAAGAGUUGGCGAGUCCAAAACUGACUCAGGCUGAUGACGCAGAGAAGAGUCAGAACACAGGUACGAACGUGAUUUAUGUUCUGCCAUCAGCCGGUAGUGCUGGCAGUCUGAUGUUUGUGCGCCUGCGGGUUCACACGUCUGCAGGGAAGAAACGGAGUGUGGGAGAUCUCCACCUGGGGUCAGCCAAAACCUUACCCAGAAGAGACGCCUGGCUCGCCCUGUCACAAGAAAGCUCAGACGAGCUGUAUGCCUACCUGACUCAAUGUCGACCGGACUUGUGUGUACUUGAGGGAGAGGGGGUUGAGGAGGAGGGGGAAGCGGACCGUGACGAAGAGGAGUUUGUACUAAUAGAGGACAAAGGGGAGGAGGAGGAGGACAAGGAAGAAGAGGAGGAGGUGUUCCAGAGACACCGCGGCUCGGGGGACGACUGGGAGAUGGUGUUGAUGGAGGAGAACGGGGACAGGCCGACCCUGCUCACUGACAGGGAACCUGAAGGACUCAGUAAUAUUGUAGAGAGCAGCCACAUUUUGGAAGAGUCACACAUUCGAGAGUUAUGUAAGGAGCUUCCCCCCAGGACAGUGAGUUACACCUGGCAGCUAAAGUACAGUACGUCCCGUCACGGCUCCAGCCUCAAGUCCCUCUACAGAAAACUCAGUGGCACAGACUCUCCUGUGCUUAUCGUCAUCAAGGAUGCACUUGAUGAGACGUUCGGGGCCUUCCUCUCUCAUCCUUUGAGGCCCAGCGAGAAGUUCUACGGCACAGGAGAAACUUUUCUCUUCAUGCUGCACCCUCGCUUCAAGUGCUUCAGAUGGACGGGAGAAAACUCUUUCUUCAUCAAAGGAGACCUGGACUCUUUUGCCAUUGGUGGAGGCAGUGGUCACUUCGGUCUGUGGGUGGAUGAGAACUUGUACCUGGGCCGCAGCAGCCCCUGCUACACCUUCAAUAACUGCUGCCUCUCAGAGACGGACGACUUCCGCGUCAUGGAGCUGGAGGUGUGGACGUUCAACUGAGGGAGACGCGCAAAGGCAAGGAUUUCUACUCGACUCACCAAGUCGCUGCUGAUCGGCUUCAUUCAACGCAGCAUUUAGCACCGAGCAUUAAAGACAAGCAGCUGCUCACUCAUUUCAAGGUGAUGUCCAUUUCAAACAUAAAAAAACUAACCACAGACUGAUGGAUGGUUCGGUGUGAUCAAGUGCUGUGGAUUCUCAUGAAGUGGAACCGAACAAGGCUGAGUGGGAAUCUCGUGCCGGACAGUUUUAAUGGCUGACUCAUUCCUAUGGGUUCGGAAACCAAACAGAGUCCAGCAGUCGUGAGUCGAGCUGGAUUGUUUGAAUCCUCAUUUUUGAAUGGAGUGAGUGAGGAACUGCACUUUGCUCUUAACGAGAAUCAGUAACUUUAUUAUCUCAUUGUGAAGGUACACCUGUCAUAUGCAUGUCCCCAUAUUCAUACAGCUGAGUUUAGUUAAAGCUGAACCUCUGAAACACUUCUACACAUUUCUAAACUGCAUGUGUACAGUUCAACAGCCACUUUAGUCUGAUCUUUCUCUCAGUCACUGUUCAUUUCUCCAGGUUUUUCAUUGUAGGCGUCAUAGAAAUUAUCACGAGAACUGAGAAAAUCUUUCCGGUUUUAAAAACGUCUCUAGUACUCACAAUCAAUAUUGUAAUCCUCAUUAAUGAUAAUUCUGAACUCUUUUCAUUUCAAGUGAUGACUCACAUUCUCUUGUGGUGUAUUAUUACUGCAGAUUAAUGCAGUGUUGUUAUUCAGCUCUUUCUGUCACUUCGGUACCGCAACUGACUUUACUUACAUUGUACAGUAUCGUAGAUUAGUUAAUAAAAGUCAGCACAAUGUCAACAAUUAUAGAGAGAACACAAUUCAAUGUGUAAAAAAACGUCAACUUUUAUUUCACCUUCAGACAAUAACACUGGUAGAAUAAGGUUUCAAACAGUCAGAAAUCUCACGCUGACAGGACCUUGUAUAUCUGUGUUGUAUUGUUACAAUGUUAUUCUCAUUAUCAAAAUCCACUGGUACUAAUCCGAUGAGUUUUUUAAAUCAUUACGUUCUCCUGUUUCACACUUGUAACCGAAAUUGAGGAGGUGAAAAUUAGACAUACUGUGAUAAACAGCUAAUUUUGUGUCCAU
Limanda limanda (common dab) is the source of this 3402-nucleotide messenger RNA. RefSeq names its product nuclear receptor coactivator 7. NCBI's taxonomy places the organism in Eukaryota, Metazoa, Chordata, Actinopteri, Pleuronectiformes, Pleuronectidae. Gene Ontology annotation, cellular component: nucleus. The transcript is spliced from 15 exons. The record is from RefSeq and is a predicted model, not a curated record. Gene Ontology annotation, biological process: regulation of transcription by RNA polymerase II; response to oxidative stress. Bases 1 to 2274 code for a protein of 757 amino acids.